AUGUCACAGAAAACAGAGCUGGAUGAAAUCGCCCUCGUGCCAACAUUACAAGACAGCACACCGUCAGGAGCGACGACAUCACGCACAGAAGAGACCGUAGUACACGUAGUACCCAAUCGUACUGAUUCUAGAAAAACUAAAUUAGCAAAAAAGUAUCAACGGACACCGAUAGCUUUUUAUCAGGCUCUUGUCCUAGGCGCUGUACUUCUGUUGUUGAUACUGUUAUGUGUUGCUUUUGAGACGUGGAGGAGCACAAAUCGAGCUGAUGAUAAACCUAUUCCACAUGAUCGAGAAGAUGAGGAGUAUCAUCUAGCCCUAGUUGAGCUUGUGAAUAGUCAACCAGGUGUAACGUGGAAGGCUCAGUAUAACAGAUUUGCUUCACGACCCGAAUAUGGUCCCAAUAGCGGUGAUGCGGACUCCGCGAAAAUGUUGUUGAAGAAGUUUUUCCAUUUAGAAGAAGGUCACCUUCUCCAGGAUACCGAAAAACACAUAGAAUCAUUAUGGAAAUUAGAAGUUGAUAUCCCAAAGACAUUCGACGCCAGAACGGCUUGGCCUGAAUGCUGGGCAGUCCACCAGAUAUUCAACCAAGCAGGUUGUGGAUCCUGUUGGUCUGUAGCAGCCGCAUCUGUUAUGUCGGAUCGUGUAUGCAUAAGCUCAAAUGCUACUUCACAAACCCAAAUCAGUGCUCUUGAUCUGACCUCAUGCUGUUUAUCGUGUGGAGGAUGUCAAGGUACGCAUUGGGCACUAUCAGCAUUCACCUAUUGGAAAGAACAUGGUAUCGUCUCCGGAGGUUCCUAUGGGAGCCAUGAGGGAUGUCGGCCGUACGUGUUUGAGCCAACAUGUGGGAGUCCCUGUGGAGCAGCGCUUUACCGCAAAGAUAGGACACCACGAUGUGAAAGGCAAUGUCAAAGUCUCUAUCAUCGAUCGUAUGAGCACGAUAUCGUUCAAGCCAAACAAGCCUACUGGUUACGAGCCAUAAAUGGGAGUUCUGAGCUCACACCUGUGGUCAAAGUGACUCUCAAUAGACUUACCAAUGGGAGAAUCACCGAAUUGCUGCAAAGAGAACUGGUAACGUAUGGACCGGUACUAGCAUGCUUCACACUUCAUGAAGAUUUCCAACAUUACAAGUCAGGUAUUUACAAAACAGAGGAGAAUCGAUCACUACAACUUUACGGACACUGUGCAAAGCUGAUCGGAUGGGGAGAAGAGGGCGGAGUCAAGUAUUGGCAGUACGCCAACACAUGGGGCCGUGACUGGGGAGAGAACGGCUUCUUCCGAAUCGAUAUGAGUGAGGUUCCAGAAGAGGUUGUUGCUGGUACUAUGUAA
Molecule: messenger RNA, 1326 nt
Organism: Haemonchus placei
Lineage: Eukaryota; Metazoa; Nematoda; Chromadorea; Rhabditida; Trichostrongylidae
Source: the annotation of a GenBank genome assembly